Molecule: messenger RNA, 2057 nt
Organism: Somion occarium
Lineage: Eukaryota; Fungi; Basidiomycota; Agaricomycetes; Polyporales; Cerrenaceae
Source: the annotation of a GenBank genome assembly
AUCUGCAUACAUUCUGCCCAACGGGCAGAUAGGGUCGUGCUUGCCGUGGCAGCUGCAGGCAGGAUGUGACAUUGAUGAUAGUCACAUGUGGUCACGUCACCAUCUCAGCGGUAAACGUGACGAUCCCCGACUCUGUCCGUUUGGUUCGUCAUCUUUCUUCGUCCCAUAUCAUCAUGUUGCGAGUUCAAAAGGCUUCACAACGAACUCUGGUUCGUCGUUUGAGACCAGCAACAUGGCACGCUGCUCGUCGCGGGUUGGCAACAGCUUCCGAGCCUUAUGACACUGUAAUUAUUGGUGGGGGUGAGUAUGCAGUUCCUGCGUUUCUGGUGUGUCUGCGAGUAUUCUUUGGCGUGCAUGUGUGCUAUUGCCUUGCAGAUUUUCUGAACACUCAAAACAUUUGUGAAUACCCCUCUUGCACGGGGGCAUGGGUUAUAGACUGGGGUAUAGGCCUGCUUGGAGGUCUCAUUGUUCGACGAGUGUAGCUUCGGUGGUCUCUGGUGAUGCAAUGCUACACGGCCAAGCACUGUCCCGGAGGAUACGUAGCUGCGAUCAAAGCUGCUCAGAAAGGUCUGAAGACAGCAUGCAUCGAAAAACGCGGAGCCCUAGGUGGUACUUGUUUAAACGUCGGCUGUAUUCCCUCAAAAGCAAUGCUACACAACUCGCACCUGUACCACCAGACAAAAACUGAUCUGCAACGUCGGGGCAUUGAAGUCUCCGAUGUUUCCCUGAACAUUUCACAAAUGCUGAAGGCAAAGGAAGACGCCGUAACCAGUCUCACGAAGGGUAUUGAGGUCCUCUUCAAGCAAAACAAGGUCGACUACAUCAAGGGAACCGCAUCCUUCCUGUCACCUACUCGUCUUUCAGUGCAGCUGAAUGAGGGUGGGGAGGCAGAAGUUGAGGCAAAGAACAUCAUCAUCGCGACGGGUUCUGACGUCACGCCUUUCCCCGGCGGCGCGAUUGAGAUUGAUGAGGAACAAAUUGUAAGCUCGACGGGUGCCCUCUCAUUGCCGCAGGUCCCUGAGAAGAUGGUCGUCAUUGGCGGUGGUGUCAUCGGACUCGAAUUGGGCAGCGUUUGGAGUCGCUUAGGUGCGCAGGUGACGGUAGUAGAGUUCUUGGGUGCCAUCGGGGGCGCUGGUCUCGACGAGGAGAUGGCGAAGCAAUUCCAGCGAUCGCUGGCGAAGCAGGGCCUCAAGUUUUUGUUGAACACCAAGGUCCUCUCGGCUGAGAAGAAGGAUGGCAAGGUGUACAUCAAGACGGAGUCCGCGAAGGGUGGAAAGGAGGAUACGCUCGAAGCAGACGUUGUCCUUGUUGCUGUCGGCCGUCGUCCCUAUACCGAGGGUCUCAACCUUGACAAGAUUGGUGUAGAGUUGGACACGAAAGGCCGCGUGGUGAUCGACGACCAAUUCAAUACCACCAUUCAGGGCAUCAAGUGCAUAGGCGACGUCACCUUUGGACCUAUGCUUGCGCACAAGGCAGAGGAGGAAGGUAUUGCCGCUGUCGAGUAUAUCAAGAGCGGCCAUGGUCAUGUCAACUAUCUCGCGAUUCCCUCAGUUGUAUACACACAUCCUGAGGUCGCCUGGGUUGGCAAGACCGAGCAGGAGCUGAAGGCAGCUGGUGUCCAGUACAAUAUUGGCAAGUUCCCCUUCGCUGCCAACUCGCGUGCGAAGACAGUCCUCGAUACCGAGGGUCUAGUCAAGCUCAUCUCGGAGAAGGAGACUGACCGCGUGCUUGGUGUUCACAUCAUCGGCCCCAAUGCUGGUGAGAUGAUCGCGGAAGGUGUACUUGCCGUUGAGUACGGUGCCAGUGCCGAAGACAUUGCCCGCACUUGCCACGCUCAUCCGACGCUCAGCGAGGCGUUCAAGGAGGCUGCCAUGGCUGCAUAUGACAAGGCUAUCCAUUUCUAAUCGCCGUGAUUCGGGCACAUAGAAGCUUCGGAUGUUGACAGUAUCGUAACUACCAGUGCAUUGUUUUUAGCUACACUGGUCUAAUGCCGAAAUAUUCAAUUAUCAACUAAGUUGCACUUUGACAUCGAAACAAAGUGUUGAAGAUACUUUGAG